GACUCUUUUCUCAGUGAAGCCAUCUUGGCAAACGUUAGUAACGUGAAAUAAAACUUAAAUUUUUUCAAAAUGGGUCGUAUGCACGCACCAGGAAAAGGUAUUGCCCAGUCGGCAUUGCCAUACAGAAGGAGUGUACCAACAUGGUUGAAAGUCACACCAGAAGAAGUAAAAGACCAUAUUUUUAAACUUGGCAAGAAAGGCUUGACUCCAUCACAAAUUGGUGUUAUCCUCAGGGAUUCAUAUGGUGUCGCCCAAGUAAGGUUUGUUUCUGGAAACAAAAUCUUGCGUAUCAUGAAAGCUAUGGGUCUUGCCCCUGAUCUACCAGAAGAUUUGUACUACCUUAUCAAGAAGGCAGUAGCUAUCCUGGCAGGAUCGCCAUGUAAUAAAUAG
This is a messenger RNA of Diabrotica virgifera virgifera (western corn rootworm), 390 nucleotides long. Its product is annotated as 40S ribosomal protein S13-like. Gene Ontology annotation, cellular component: nucleolus; cytosolic small ribosomal subunit; ribosome. The record is from RefSeq and is a predicted model, not a curated record. NCBI's taxonomy places the organism in Eukaryota, Metazoa, Arthropoda, Insecta, Coleoptera, Chrysomelidae. Gene Ontology annotation, molecular function: small ribosomal subunit rRNA binding; structural constituent of ribosome. Gene Ontology annotation, biological process: translation. The coding region runs from base 70 to 390 and encodes 106 amino acids. The transcript has a single exon.